Molecule: messenger RNA, 5163 nt
Organism: Spirodela intermedia
Lineage: Eukaryota; Viridiplantae; Streptophyta; Magnoliopsida; Alismatales; Araceae
Source: the annotation of a GenBank genome assembly
AUGCCUCGGCCGUCGGCAGCGGCCAUCGCGUGGAACUGGGUCAUCGAGGAACUGGCUGAUUGCAAGGAGUUCGACACCUCUAUCCUCGCAGGUAGGGCAAAAUGAAGAGUGGACACAAUGGAAGGAAGAGCUAGGGAUGGAAGAAAACUAGAAGACUUCUCGUCAUCUGAUCUUCCCGGAUUACUUAUCGUAUUUUCAUUGCCAAAAAGGAAAAAAAAGCCUAUUUCGUGGAGUUAUUCGGCCACUGGUUUGAGGUGGGCGCCUCUGAGUUGGUUGUUAUCUUCUUGGUCUAUUUGCAGCUAUUGUGAGAUGGGACCGGAGCAUCAUUGCCGAUCCUUUUUACGGAGACAGCGCGAGGAGGCGCCUUGCCCUUAGAUACUUGGAGGAGUUGGUGGAUGCGACCGAGAUCCCCUCUUCGGAGCCACCGACCAGGCCUGAUUUUGAUCCCUUAGGCCAAGAGAUCGGCGAUGCCCCCACGACUGGUAGCAUCCUCUGCGACCAAUCUCAAAAGGCAUCGUUCUUGACUUGUCUCCAGCUUAUUAAUUUUAUCAGACUUUUUCUGGCCAGUGGUACUGGCCAAGUAGGAUGAAAAGUGAUGUAGUGAAAUGAUGAUCUUCUUGCUCUUUUAAUGUCGAGUUGCUGGGGUAUAUUUACAUGUCGAAAAUGAUAAACGUAUAGUCAUGAAAGAACAUUGUUGAAAUAGGAUGAAAAUUGAUUUUUGCUUCUUUCCCAGGCAUUUUUUAAACACAACAAAUAAUCAAACAACAACUUUUCAUUAAAAAGAUAUCAAAAUAAAUAGCUAGGUGGAUAUCUAACUGAGAUGGCAAAAUAAAUCAGAAAUGUAGUAAUAUGUGAAAAAACUCAGACUAAGGAAAAAUAAACAGACAGAAAAGAACUGUUUUUAACGAAAAGUAAUGCUUUUCAAACCUUUUGAGUUGGAUAGAUGUUGGAGUAGAUCGGGUAACUUACCAAACUAGCUUGACGGCAAUAUCCACCAUAUGAUGCCGUUUUGUGCAGUGAUAUAUUCAGACCUGAAAAAUUUACCAUGUAUCAGUAUACUAAUAAGAGUAUCGACGUAUUUGUUAUGGGUUAUGAUGUGUUGACUAUAAGAUAGACUCUGUAACAGGGGAAUGGUGCUAAGAGCCGCUGUUCUCGUACUAACCUGAUUAAUAAUAUCUAUUGACAGUUAAAUCAUGUUCAAACACUAUUGGUACCUGACGAUAUGUUUUAUUUUUUUCAAAUCUGUUCCUCAUGAUGGGCUUAUCUUGGGGGUUUGUUUUGACAUGAAUUGCUAUUUAUUUAAAUUUAUUUUUCUUAUUUUUAAUUGCAUUUUGCAUAUGAUUACAGCCAAUUUACAUUUACCUAGAAUGAGCUGCGUAGUAAAUGUUUCACACAGAUUUUGGGUUUGUCUCUCCCUGUAGCUCUGAAUCUCACACUUUCCGUUACCAAUUGUUGGUCAAAGGAAACUAAUAUCCGAUGCCCAAACUGCACAAGUCUAAAUUUUGUUUAGUGUUAGGUUUUUAUCGUGGGUGUAACACUUAUUAUUGCUAUUAAUAUUGGGUUUUUUAUUACUUUAACGGAAUUUAGAUUCAUUCCAUAUAUAUUAUCAUAUCUCGAAAAUUGGUCAGAUAGCAUGGGGUCAACAUGCUGCAUAUUGUACGAGUCGGUUCUUCAUAUUUCUGGAUUGCUGGUAAUCCAGGGUUUGUGGCCAAAAAAAUGUUAAUUUGAAAGUAGUUCGGGCUUUCAUAAUUUGUUUCCUUAAGAGCACUGCUUUAUUUCUCCGUUCUGGACAGAGCUGAUUUAAAAUAGAUGCUUAUCAACACAUGAUGGCUGAAUAACUAAAAUCACCGAUACCUCCAUUUCAGGUCCCAUCUGCCAUUUUGUAAGUUUAGGGUUACAUCUUUCACUACAAAGAUAACUCAAUUAUCAGUCAUUGUUUGCUAUGGCAGCUGCAAGGAUUGAAUAGCAUCGGCGGUUUUGCGGAUAAAUCUAGCAGGAGUGUUCUUCUCCAAGUGAUUCAACAUACGAGAGAUGCAUUACCUAAAUCUUCCCUUGACCUGGUGCGUGAGAGUGUUCAUCUGUUAAUCCCGUUAACUUGCUGGCGUUACUCUUGUUGACCUCUACAUGUUGAUUCCCGGUGUAUAGUUGAAGCACACGAUUCUUCAAGAACUGCUAAGAGGUGGGCAAGUGAAUCAUCUGCACCUUGAUGCUGCGAAUGACCAUGAAAUUCCUUCAAAGAGACUUAAGUUGAACACCGAUGCGGUCCAACGGGUGAGAUCUUCACCAGCUACAUCUAGCAAAACUGAUCGUAACUUUUUUCCAGAGGGACUUGCUUCUAGGCAUGAGCAGCAACUUUCCAAGGAGAAGGUUCAAGUUGAUACGGGUGAUGUUACUUCUUGCUCCAAAAAACGAGAUUUUUUCGGUGGGUCUCUUGUCGACAAGUCUGCGAAGCCAAGAAGUGAGUCCCAAAUAAAGACGGGAAACAACAUAGAAAAACCAAACGUCUCAAUUGACAGAGAACAGACUAUUAUAUCAGAGUCCUCAAGUGACGGUGAAGGUUCUUAUGAUGCAGCUCCUGAUUUACGUCCAAAUGAUCAGCUCUUUUUAGCAGAAAAGCUUAAGUUUCUGAGCUCCAAGAAUCCAGUCAACGAUGACUCCCAGGCAGGUGAGUGGACACAACAGAGGUCAUGCAUAAAAUGUGACGAAGGUGGUCGGGUAUUGAAUUGUACGGGAAGCAGCUGUCCUAUAGCUGUUCAUGUAAGCUGUCUGGGAUCUGAUACUAGUUUUGAGAACCCAGAAGAUUUCAAGUGCCCUUUCUGUUCAUAUUUACUAGCUGCUUCUGCCUAUUAUGAGGCUAGAAAAAAGGUCUCUAUCUCUAGAAAAGCUCUGUCUGCAUUUAUGGGUUGGGGGCGAGCGAGAAGGAAAAAGGCACAGCCUUCCAAAUUGAUGACAGAAUCCACAUGCGCAAGAAAUCUUCAGAAUGAAAACUACCGCGCUGAGGGGUCUGAGCUAGAGAGAAUCAACCAAGCAAAGACGACUGCUGUAGAUGCUGACAAUAACAAUUUGGAUGUGGGAGAGGAGGAUCCUCGGACUGAUGGGGGUAAUGUUGCUGCUCCUGACAGUGAGACGGACAUCUGUAGCAACCCUUUGGCUUGUGAAGUACAGGUUCAGGAGCAAGCUGAUGCUGGUUCUUUAAGUGAUGCCCAUGCAAGGAAUGGAGGGUCUGGACAUAAUGAGGAAACCCAUGCACGAAGUCAUUGCCAUGCCAUAGGGACGGCUACAAACCGCCAUCCUACAGAUGCUGCUCCCUCCAAAAUCAUGGAGUCAGACAAAAGUUCCCCUUCCCCUGAGGCAAGAGACAGUGGACCGUCAUACAGACUCCGUAGCCGUGGGCAUGCACAAGAAUUGGAGAAUCGACAACGUGUGGAUAGCGGUACUGAGGGAUGUGAAGCAGUAGAGAGGCAGGAUCCCGGAAUUGGGCAUCAAGAUUCUGAAAUCAAUGUCGAGGAACUUCCUUCUUCAAGCAAAGACAGAAAGCAUAAAAAACCAGCCAGACGUCAUAAGCGCUAGUAAGAGUUCUAUGCUUUAAAUGGUUUUGUUAUUAUCUCGUGUCCAUGAUUUAACAAAAAGUAUGCCGUUAAUGAUAAAUAUAAUGCAAUGGGUUAUGUCGACAAGAUUUUUGUUCACUAUAUAAUGAAAGAUGAACACGCGGUUGCUCAAAUGAUUCUUUAACUAUGAGUGAUGAACUUAGAUUUAGAAAACAGUACACUUAUCUUGAAAUUUGCAUAAGUAACUAGCAGACUGGGUUCCGCCUUUGCAGUAUCUUAUAACUUCAUGAACAAUGAAAGUAGUUUGAUGUCGUACCUUUGGAUCAACAGGCUCAACCUCCCCUAAGUGGAUAUAUUUGUUUUUGAAGUACCUAACUUAUGAAUGGCAUCAAAUGAUAAUUUAGGGAAAAUAGUUGAGUAUGGAAUCCGCUUUCUACCUUUAAGGGAGCUCUUUCUUUAAGGGGAAAAAACCUUUUUCAAGGGAAGGUUGGCCAACAGACCGGAGCAGGGGAACUCGAGUAGGUGGCUGUGGACGCCAAUCACUUUGGUGGUAGCGCUAAAAUUUCUGCCGAUGCUCCUGAAAGAAUUGGUGGUGCUGAAAGUUUAAGGGUUCUCUCUACGAACCAGCUAAUCAGGCAUAAACAAUUGUACCGCAGGAUUCAACUGUUCACAGUUUAAUCCGUAGUGUUUACACAGUCGGGUCUUCUUUUAUUUGACAGGAACUUUUGAUUAUCCAGUGAUGAUUCAAAGUAUUAAAUAUGGUAUACUGGAGACAUUAUGAUACCACUUGGACCAGGCUCUUCAUCCGAUUAUCAGUUUUGAUUCUAUUUGUGUCCCACUACCUUUGCUGGACUAGUGGAUAUGCAUGAUUCUGUAUUUGUAUUAUAUCACUGCUGGCUGACUAAGCUUGAACACCCGGGCAGGUGCAUCAAUUCAAAGAUCUCAAUUAUUUUACUGUAACUGUGUUUUUUGGCCCAAUUGAUCUGCUAAAUGUUUUUGGCCCAUCCAAGCUUCAGAUUUUUGCGUUUGCUGUAACUGGGAUGUCUCUAUCGAUCAUGUUAUAUAUCUAUAUAUAUAUAUAUAUAUAUAUAUAUAUAUAUAUAGUCAGAUGUACUCGAGCUCCAACCUGAUGUACUGAUGCCUUAAUCCUCCUCCAGCGCAAACCCAUUGUUCCCCUAUAGUAGGCGCAGCAGGCUUCCAUGGACUGACGAGGAAGAAGCGAUUCUGAAGGUGCGAGUUGUGAAAUCCUGUACAGAACCUUAAUUUCUUUUUUGAGCACCUAUUAUAUUCCUUUUUUUUCUCCCCCCUUUUUCUUGGAGAAGUGCGGGUGCUGGUUUUUCUUUAUUAAAAAAAUAAUUAUUUGCCUAUUUUAGACGAGAGAUAAAAAAAGAUAUAUUCUGUCCAUUUUGGGAAAUUUCCUGUUAUUUCUAGUCUCUUUUAUUCUGAAUGAAUAUUCUGGCACAUGCAGGAAGCAAUGCAGAAAUGUCACCAAAGUGGUGAGAUAAGCAUUUCGUGGGUGAAUAUCUUGGAAUAUGGCAGGCAUGUGUUCCAUCGAACUCGUCAGCCGGUGGAUUUAAAAGACAAAUGGCGGAAUAUUAAGAUCAGAGAUGGCUGA